ACGCGCCUCACCACCGGAGGCGCCUCGACCUGCUGAGUUCGAAUCUGUCCUCUGUUUCUUCUACAGGUCAGCUGUUUGUCCGGAAAAAGCAGCUGCAGGUUCGGCCCCUUUUACAAAAAUCGCGAACCCACCCCCUUCUUGGUCAAUUUCUUGCUGGAGAAGAUGACCUACGCUCUGAUACUAGUUGUGUGGUGAAAUUCCAGCAAUAAUCAAGGUGAUACCGAGUUCAGUUUUCACCAAAUAUCGACACAACCACAAUUGAAACAACACCCAACUUUCACUUUCUUUCUUCCCACCUAAGGUUGCUAUUUAUACUCACAAAGAGUCAGCCAAGAUGAAGAACAAUAUAGCCCAAGAGAAAACCACACAGACUAUUUGAAAGAAAGAGGCCGAGAAUCAAGAUCACAGAAAGAGAUGGAGAGUUCUUCAUUGUGGAGGCGUGGAAGGAGCCGUAAGUUAUAGACUAGUGAGUGGCCAAAAAUGGUAAGUUAGGUUAGGUUAACUUAGUGGUCCAAAUAAGGCUCAACACAAAGAUAAUUGGCUCCAAAUGAAUAACAUAGUCCUCCAAGUAAAUGGGACGGACCACGAGCAACACUAGUAAAAUAGGUUGCUUCUAACGGUCCAUAGAAAAUUGGGUUGGAUUGUCUCGAUGAUAGUGUCGACAUAUAAUUCAAUCAUAUGGUCAAGGCCGACUGAUAAUAAAUAAAAUCGAGGUUACAUCAUUGCCUGGGAGGUCGUUUGACAACAAAUUGCCUAACAAAAGGGGUUAAUAAUGCAUGUCUGUUGUUGUAAAUAAGGGGCAUAAGCAACAUAGUAAUGAACAUAUAUACUAUGUAACAGAUCAUAUUCCUUGUAUGGCAUCCAAAAGUACAACGUAUUGCUUGUGGGCUAGCACAUAAAGAAUUGAAGGCUUACAAUGCAUUUUCUUAGGGAUGUGUGAGGAUAAUAUUUAAAAUCUUAUAUGUAAUUUCAGGUCUCUGUCCUUCCUCCACUAGCUUCAGUUUUCGUUACAACCAUUGCAUCACAAUUUGCAGACAACUUAAUUUCCAAAGGGGUUGAUACCACCAUGAAAUGAGGGCUUUUACACCUUGCAUAUGAGAGGAAAAUAUUAUGGUAACCUAAUACACGUGCCAAUUUCCCAAAGCGCCCCUACAACACUUUUUGAAGUUUUUCUGAGAAGAGAAGUAUAUAGGAUAUUAGGCGCUAUGCAUUAAACAAGGGAUCAAGACCAUGAACAAAUAGGCUGGAACAGGUAGGCCUGACCUCAAACUCAAUCGGCUCAACCUUGGACAUAGCUUCUAGUUUCAUGCAACAAAGACAACGGUGGUGGCUGCAUUGCCCUUGGAUGCUUGUGUCAGCCUGGGGAGAGAGAGUUUCGUGAUGUUUGAUGAAUUCAUUCUACAUGUUAUAUGACUCCUCUUGAUGAAUCUGAAUCAAUUUGGAUGUAAUCUAAUAGAGAACCACUCCUAGUAGAACCAGAAGUGCUAUUGUAGUAAGUAGAUGAGUCAUAGUUGGAAUGUCCCACAGUUACUUGAUAAUUAGUAGAAAUAUAGCAGUGAAAUAGUAUUGUAGUACUAGAGAUUCUGAAAUCCGGAUUAUCAGUCUUGUGAAAAUGAGACGUAGAGCCUACCCAAGGUGGUCUGUUUGGUUCACAAGGCCCAAGGUGCUUGUCUUCAGGUGGAAAAUGUGUAGUAAUCUGGAUGCUUUGAUAAGUUGAGGUGAGGAAAAUUUGCCAGACAAUUGCUUUUUUGUCUCCUGCAACUUGCAUGAUUCUUUCCUCUUUGGACUUGGGACUAGAUCCAUGGGAAAUUGUAACAAUUCUCACUGGCGGUUUAGCACUCUCAAGUUUUGCCUUAUCAGGACUAUAUUGUACACAUCAAGACAUUUCACCUGAAUACGCAAGCAUUCUUUUGGGCAUUACGAACACCGUUGGAGCUAUACCUGGAAUUGUGGGUGUUGCUCUCACUGGCUACCUUCUCGACUCAACUCAUUCAUGGGGUAUGUCACUGUUUGCACCAUCGAUAUUCUUCUAUCUUACUGGUACUAUCGUAUGGUUGGCACUUGCGAGCAGCAAGCCACAAACCUUCUCAAAUAGCGAUUGAUGUUCUUAUCAGCCAUGAAUCAACAGAAUCUGUUCAGAAGUACUAAUGACCUGAACAAUAAUUUUGAGGAAUAACUUUCCUUGUAAGCUGCCUAGGACUUCUUUUUAUCCUGUCUGUAUAUAAAAUCAUAGGCUUUUGGCAUUUAGCAAAAUCUAUUCUAAAUUACACCAUAUAUGAUUCUUGUAAUUUUAUAUUGCUUCUGCAAUAUCAUAUUUGUUUCAGAAAUUGAAGAAUCAAGAAAUCUGUAUUAAAGUGAAAAAUAGUAGUUGAAUUUUUA
This is a messenger RNA of Olea europaea var. sylvestris, 2379 nucleotides long. Its product is annotated as probable anion transporter 6, chloroplastic. The coding region runs from base 1767 to 2102 and encodes 111 amino acids. NCBI's taxonomy places the organism in Eukaryota, Viridiplantae, Streptophyta, Magnoliopsida, Lamiales, Oleaceae. The record is from RefSeq and is a predicted model, not a curated record. The transcript has 6 exons.